CCCCAGAAGAAGAGCAGCAGGAGCACCAGAAGAGUUUGAUAUGUGUGUCUGAGAGAUAUGAAUGUGUUGUGACCGUGAUUAUGGAUGAAGUGACUGGAGCUCAGCUGAUCGCUGAGGCGCUCAAAUCUCAGAAUGUGGAGUAUAUGUUUGGCAUUGUUGGCGUGCCUAUCAUCGAAGUGGCCAUGGCCGCCCAAGCAGCAGGCAUCAAGUAUGUCGGCAUGCGCAAUGAACAAGCAGCCUGCUAUGCUGCUUCUGCUGUUGGGUAUUUGACAGGAUGGCCAGCGGUGUGCCUGGUUGUGUCUGGACCUGGGCUGAUUCAUGCUCUUGGAGGAAUGGCCAACGCUAACAUGAAUUGCUGGCCUGUCAUUGUUAUUGGCGGCUCAUCUGAUAGGAACCAAGAAACCACAGGAGCGUUUCAGGAGUUUCCUCAGGUUGAAGCUUGUCGUCUGUAUAGCAAGUUUUCUGCUCGACCGAGCAGCCUUGAGAUGAUACCUGCUGUAGUCGAAAAAGUUGUAAGGAGCAGCAUUUAUGGCCGUCCAGGAGCGACCUACAUAGACAUAGCUGGAGACAUGGUGAACGCCAAAAUAGACCGGGCCAAUGUCAGGUUUGUUUCCUGCUGUCCUGCUCCUCCUGUGAGUCAGGCUGACAGCAGGGAGAUCACACAGGCUGUCAGGCUGCUCAGAGCGGCUCAGAGGCCUCUGAUCAUCAUCGGCAAAGGUGCGGCGUAUGCCAGAGCAGAGAAGGAGGUCAGGGAGCUGGUGGAGGUGACUGGGAUACCUUUCCUUCCCACACCUAUGGGGAAAGGAGUACUGUCAGAUGACCACCCUAACUGUGUUGCUGCGGCCCGGUCCAGAGCUUUAUUGCAGGCUGAUGUUAUAGUGUUGCUGGGUGCCAGACUCAACUGGAUCCUGCACUUUGGCUUUCCACCCAGGUUCAGUCCCCAUGUGAAGAUCAUUCAGGUGGAUCUGUGUGCUGAAGAGUUGAGUAAUAAUGUGAGAGCCGCAUCUGCUCUACUUGGAGACAUAAGAGCUGUGGUCAGACAGCUGUUGGAAACUGUAAGAUCCUGGAGAUUUCCUUCUGAUUCACAAUGGUGGUUGACUCUGAAAGAGAAAAUGACUGCCAAUGCUCAGAUAUCAAAGAGUCUUGCUCUCCAGUCCACUCUGCCCAUGAACUACUACACUGCUUUCCACCACAUUUCUGAGCUCCUGCCCAAAGACUGCAUCAUAGUUAGCGAGGGAGCGAAUACUAUGGACAUCGGCCGGACCAUGCUGCUCAAUUACCUCCCACGACACAGGUUAGAUGCUGGUACUUUUGGCACUAUGGGAGUGGGUCCAGGAUUUGCCAUUGCAGCAGCAGUUUUGGAGCAGACGCAGAAGAGCGCUCAGAGAGUGGUGUGUGUAGAGGGAGACAGUGCCUUCGGUUUCUCUGGAAUGGAGGUGGAGACCAUGUGCAGGUAUAAACUGCCAAUCAUCAUCAUAGUAAUCAACAACAAUGGCAUCUACAGUGGAGUGGAUCUAAAUACAUGGAAAGAGAUGGAAAAGAUGGGAGACAUGACCACCAUUGCACCUCCAGUUACGCUGCUACCAGAGGCACGGUACGAGCAGGUGAUGAGUGCGUUUGGGGGACGUGGGUAUCUGGUCCGAACAGUGGAAGAACUCCGCAGUGCACUACAGGAGAGUCUGAACAACACACAAAUGCCCAGCCUCCUCAACGUACUUAUAGACCCAGCCUCAGACCGCAAACAACAGGAGUUUCCCUGGCUGACACAUUCCAAUCUGUAGAGCUGAGCGAGAUAUCGGAUGAGAUCGGAUCAUGUCUGCAUUUUCUUUCACUGCAUUUGGUUAAUUUAACUGCAGGUGACACCAUUUCCUAAGAAAAGAAAAGCUGUAUCAUUUAACAUGAUCUCAAUCACUACUGAUUGAAAUGAAUUUCUAUAGAUUCCCGUUCUUUCAUAAGUACCUAAAGGGAAACUUCACUUAAAAAUAAAAGAUCUGGGAUCAUUUACCUCGUCAUUUCAAACCAUUAUGACUUCACUUUUUCUGUGGAACACUAAAGUAAAAUGUUUAGAAUUUUCACACACGUCUUUUCAGACAACAACAGUUCACAAGGUCCCCAGGAAUACUUGGGAACACGUUUUUACAUUUUUCUUUUAUUUCUUUUUUCCCCUCUAAAGUCAUACAGGUUUGGAACAACAUGAGGAUUUUUAGGCAAAACUAUUCCUUUUAUAGAGAAAAUGCCUAACAAUGUGUAAUAACAAAUUCCAAGACAUUUGACACUGACAGUUUAGACUAUGUAUUGCAUAUUUGAUUAUUUUAAUUAGCCAUUUUUUGCCUAUUCCUUCUACCUACCGUAUUUUUCGGACUAUAAGUCGCACCUGAGUAUAAGUCGCAUCAGUCCAAAAAUGCGUCAUGAUGAGGAAAAAAACAUAUAUAAGUCGCACUGGACUAUAAGUCGCAUUUAUUUAGAACCAAGAACCAAGACAAAACAUUACCGUCUAUAGCCACGAGAGGGCGCUCUCUGUUUUCAGUGUAGACUACAGGAGCACUGAGCAGCAUAGAGUGCCCUCUGGUGGCUGGAGACGGUAAUGUUUUAUAUUGGUUAAUUUCUCUCGGUUCAUGUCAAAUUAAUUUUGAUAAAUAAGUCGCACCUGACUAUAAUUCGCAGGACCAGCCAAACUAUGAAAAAAAAGUUUGACUUAUAGUCCAGAAAAUACGGUAUUUGUUUUACCUUAACCUGAUCUCAGGUCAGUGUUGUGUGCGCUGCUUUAGAGGGCUUCUGUUUAAGCUCAUCUUUGUUUCUGGGUAAUUGAGGUCUUCUGGCCUCAUCUUCUGCUCUUUCAUAAAGCAUCAUUACUGUGCUGCUUUAUCACAGAGCAGGAGAGCAUCUUCUCCUUCUCAUCUUCACAUUUCCAGCAUAAAAAAGACUUACUAAAAGAACCAUUUUUUCACAGCCAGAUUUGAAAAGGUGAGAAUGACAGGAUUGUACAAAGGCAGCCAUGCUUUAAAAGCCUUAUAAUUGUUUGAUUAUUGUGCACAAACUAAAAAUGGCCAUACUUGCAAAAUGUAAUUGUAUAAAGAAUUAUAGUGAUAAAAAAAAAAAAAAAAGAAUAACAACUUCACAAUUAAUGUCGUUUGAUGUUCUUUGAAGGAUUUUGUUUCGUGGGGAAGUGAUGGAAAAUUAAAAUGCGAUUCAUAAGA
This is a messenger RNA of Carassius gibelio (silver crucian carp), 3197 nucleotides long. It is a transcript of the gene hacl1, whose product is annotated as 2-hydroxyacyl-CoA lyase 1. The record is from RefSeq and is a predicted model, not a curated record. Gene Ontology annotation, biological process: fatty acid alpha-oxidation. Gene Ontology annotation, cellular component: peroxisome. The coding region runs from base 81 to 1781 and encodes 566 amino acids. Lineage: Eukaryota; Metazoa; Chordata; Actinopteri; Cypriniformes; Cyprinidae. Gene Ontology annotation, molecular function: catalytic activity; magnesium ion binding; thiamine pyrophosphate binding. The transcript is spliced from 17 exons.